AUGGCCGAGAUGGGAGUUCAACCCACGCACGAGCCGUCGCGCCAGAAACCCGCGGGCGUGUUCUCGGACCCGUUCGGGUGGUACGCCGAGCGCGCGACGCGGCGGCCGAGGCUCAUGUUUUUCUGCGCGUGGACCUUCGUCAUCGCGCUCUGCGCCGCGGGCUUGCCGUACUUCGAGCAGACGGAGUCCUCGGAGUACGACUGGCUCAUCGGCACCGACGAGACCGUGCGGAGGUCCUACGCGCUCAAGUCCGCGCAGGAGGACCUCGCGCUGUACAGCACGAACAACGAGCGCUCGGUGAAGAACACGGACCAGCUCUUGCAGUUCGUGUACGAGGCCGAGGGGAACACCGACAACCUCCUCACGCCCACGGUACUCGCGGAGAUGAUGAAGAUAGAGAAGAUGUUCUACGAGAACGCCAAGUUCGCGUCGUACUGCCACGCGCAGAGCACGGACAAAACGAAGUGCGCGGAAUCGGCGACCGCGAGCGCGAUCACGCGGCUGUUUUACAAGACGACCAUCCAGCAAGAUGCGAACGGGAACACGGCGGUGACGCAGACGCCGGUGAUGACGUACGUGGACUUUAAGACGACGUUCUCGUUGACCACGCCGCUGGAUUUGACGUCGCAAGCCGCGAUCGACGCGCACCUCGCGUUCAUCCUCUCCGCCCCGAACGGUCUCUACGCCGCCGCGCUCGCCGCCGGUCAGAGCGACCUAAUAAAGAACACUGGGGCGGGUAUCGACGCCGCGUUGGCCGACUCCGCCAAGUUGCUGCCGAAUUUUUUCGACGCCACGUGGAGCGCGACGAACCUGAAGACGAAGUACAUCCAGAGCUUUUACUUCCUCGGGCUUCCGCUGUCUGGGUACGCUAACCCGUACGUCUCGCAGGAGACGCAGAGCGAGCCGGGGAACGACCUCAUCGUCCAAGUCAGCGACGAGCUGAAGUUGCACUUUGGGAUGAAAGAGACGCUCCUGAAGUCGCCGUUCCAGAGCGAAGCGACGUUCGCGACGACGGCGAACGAGCGCGUCAAGGUGUACUGGUUCUCCCAGCCUGUCAUGGAAAAAGAGUGGGAGCUCAUCUCGAAUAAGGACUUGCGGUUCGCGAUCUUGUCCUUCAUCGGCGUCGGGAUGUACAUGGCGUACCACACGAGGAGCGUGCUGAUCUCGCUCACGUCGAUGAGCAUGACCGUGUGCUCCAUCUUCGUCGCGUUUUUCUUGUUCCGCGUCGUGUGCCAGAUCGUCUUCUUCCAGUUCAUCAACUUCCUGAUCAUCUUCGUUGUUCUCGGGAUCGGCGCGGACGACGUCUUCGUGUUCAUGGACGCGUUUCAUCAGUCCCUCGACGAGCUUCAGAGCGCGGGAGAGCCCGCGACGUUGCCGCACCGGAUCAGGCACACGAUGAAACGCGCGCUGCACGCGAUUUUCGUGACGUCGCUGACGACCGCGGGUGCGUUCUGCGCGACCGCGCUGUCGCCGCUCGUGCCGUUGCGUUCGUUCGGCGUGUUCUCCGCUAUGGUGAUCCUGUGCGUGUUCACCCUGAACGCGUUGAUUCUUCCCCCGCUCACGGUGAUGUACACGCGGUCGCUCGCCGGCCGAGGGUGGUGCGCGAGCAUUCUCAUCGUGUGCACGUUUGGUCUGUGCGGGACGAAGAAGUACGAGGAUCCGGGAGAGUCGCUGAACGGGUCGCAGUACGUCGUCGGCGUCGACGAGCCCGCGCCGCCGCCGCCGCCGCCGCUCUCGAAUAAUCCGUUCCUGAAGAUGGUGGCGUCUCCGGCUCAGCAACCGUCGCCCGCGUCACAAAACCCGAACAACCCGUUCGCGGCGACGUCCGGGUCGCAAAACCCGAACAAUCCGUUCGCGGCGACGUCCGGGCCGGUCGUCGAGGGCGCGACGCCGUCCGUCGAGGAAAAGCUGCGGCCCGACCCGGCGGAGAAGCGGGACACGAAGAAGUUGCGAUUCACCGAGCGGUUCUUUUACCAGCACUACUACAAGUUCCUGAAGUCGCCGGCGAGGUUCCUCGUCUUGCUCGCGUUCGCGGGGCUAUUCUUCUUGGGCGCGUACCUGUGGCUGCAACUUGACCUGCCGACGGAGCCGGAGCAGUGGUUCCCUGCCGAUCACAUGUUCCAGCAGUACCAGGAGCUCGCGACGAACAAGGUUUUCUCCGCCGCUCCUACGCUCGUGAACGUGUCCAUCGUGUGGGGAAUCGGCGGCGUGGACGACUCGAACACGAACCCGUGGAUCCCCUCGGACUUGGGGAACGUCGUCUACGCCGAGAAUUUUGACCCGUCGACCGCGGCGGCGCAGGCGUACAUCAUGCGCGUGUACGAGACGCUCAAGACGGCGGCGUGCGCGAAGUCAGCAUGCGUCGGGUCGCUUCUCAUCAACCCCCUGUACGAGAUUCGAAACAUCCUAGGCCAGACGAGUUCCACGGGGGCGUUAAACGCCGGGUUUUAUUAUUGGUUAAAUUGUGGAGAGGGUAAUGGGUACAGCGGAGUAACAGUGAAUAGUCUUAACCCUACUGUUGGUUCUGCGAGCAGCGGGUACUGCCAAACAACUUGCGGAGGAGUCACUGUCACCUGCUCCGGAACGGCUACCACCGUGGAUCCGACGACGAACCCGCUGACUGGGGACGCGUUCAACGCGGCCAUGUGCGCGUACGCAAACGUAGAGGACACGAAGGUGCAAUACCCGUCGCACGUCGGGUUCUUCACGAGCUCCUGCGCGACGUCGCCGGCGUCGCGCGCGUCGUUCAUGCUCAUGGACGCCGCGUCUUCGCUGAGGAUGCCCGUCGCGCCGGUCGCGUUUAAAGAGGUUCGAGACGCGUGGAACGACUUCGCGGCGACGUGGAACGCGGACGCGCCCUCCGAGCUCGGAGCCGGCAGCGCGACGUCCACGAACCCGUUCUGGCUGUGGUCCGUCACGUCCUUAUCGUUGAUGGACAACGUGUACUUGGGGUUCAAGGUGUGCUUCCCCAUGGUCUUCGUCGUGUUGUCGAUAUCCACGUGCAACGUCGUGCUCGCGUUUUACAGCAUGGUGACCAUCGCGGGGAUCGUCACGACCGUGAUCGGCGUCGGCGCGGGCGGGAUACAAGGGUGGGACCUCGGCACCGCGGAGGCGAUCGCCGCGGUCAUCGUCAUCGGUUUCUCGGUCGAUUACUGCGUCCACCUCGCGAACGCGUACAUCGAAAACGACGCGGUCGAUCGCCAGUCGCGGACGCGAAGCGCGCUGACGACGAUGGGAAUAAGCGUCACCGCGGGGGCGAUCACGACGAUCAUCGCAGGGGUGUUCCUCUCGAUGUGCAUCCUGCUCUUCUUCGUGAAGUUUUCGUUCCUGAUUUGCUGGACGAUCUUCUCGUCGUACGUGUGGGCGGUCGUGUUCUUCGGGGCGCUGUGCAUGACCGCGGGGCCGAGCGGGAAUUUUGGGGACAUCUCGUGGGUGUUCGACGCGUUGUUCUGUAGGAAAAAGAAAGAUUGA
This is a messenger RNA of Micromonas pusilla CCMP1545, 3471 nucleotides long. Its product is annotated as resistance-nodulation-cell division superfamily. The record is from RefSeq and is a predicted model, not a curated record. Gene Ontology annotation, cellular component: membrane. Bases 1 to 3471 code for a protein of 1156 amino acids. Gene Ontology annotation, molecular function: transmembrane transporter activity. Gene Ontology annotation, biological process: smoothened signaling pathway. NCBI's taxonomy places the organism in Eukaryota, Viridiplantae, Chlorophyta, Mamiellophyceae, Mamiellales, Mamiellaceae. The transcript has a single exon.